UGAGGCACGAGGCUGAUAAUCGAGAACCUUAGAUUAUUUUAAUCUCUUCAAUUCAUACAGCAACCCUGGCAAGAUCGAAUCAUCAUCUGCUGCGCUCGUCAAGCUGCUAGCAUGCUGGGUCCAAAUGACGGAUAGACCAUCAACACAAGCCAUUCAACAAUGUCGAGAAUGCAAACGGCGCAAAGGCAAGUGCGACGGCAAGCUGCCAGUCUGCUCCAUCUGCCAGCGAUACAAAAGACAUUGUCUGUACGAUAAGCACAGUAGAUCACCUCUGACCAGAAAACACCUAACGGAGGUGGAAGAACAAUUGGAAAUAGCCAAAGCCCUGUUGAGGACCCGUUUCGGCGAUGCUCAGCUCAACCAGAUGCUUGCCCAUGGUGGCUCUGAUGGACAAGCUGUGACAGAAAACCUACCAGUUGCAUCAGACGAUGUGCCGCGAACAUUUGAUGCAAGCUCACAAUCCCCUGUCACACCCGCCAACAAUGCGCCAAACGACAGUGCUCCUUUUGAAAAUCUGCCCGCCGCCGACGAUGAUUUUGAGUGGGACGAGCGAGAGCAUUCAUCAAGCAGCAUCAAUCCCGAUGGCCAUUCGGCGGAUUUAACACAGGAACCGGAUCUUGAUCGCAUCACGGACGGGAUGGCAACCCUGACCGCCGACGAUUCCAACACUGGAUUUCUUGGUUCAGUGUCUGGAGCUGCGCUGCUUCGCCUCAUAUGGAUGGGCAACAAUGACACCGAAGGAACAGGUGAUAAGCUUGAUACAAGGAACGAGCGUCGAGACGGUCUUGAACGAGUCUUCGCCGAUCGUCCUGAAGUUCGUCUGUCUUCUUCGUUGUCGCUACAAUCUCAACCCCAAGUCACUCGACUCGUCGCCGAUACCCUGGUCGACGCCCACUUCAAGCUAUACCAUACAGCCUUUCCCAUCCUUCAUGAACCAUCCUUCCGCGAGCAAUACUCGAAACUAGAUGGCCGACCAGGCACAACCACAUUCCAUAUCCUGGCGCGACUUGUUGCCGUCCUUGGUGCCUUUGUGUCCGGAACUGGCACCGAUGAAUUUCACGCCACCUUGUUCAAUACCGUUAAAGCAGACUUGACCAUUGGCUCGCUAGAGACAGGAAACCUCGGUCUUGUGCAAGCCUUUGCCCUGGCUGCAAACUAUUUACAGAAAAGGAAUCGACCGAACAGCGGCUAUAUUUAUGGAGGUAUAGCCGUACGACUGGCUGUCUCGCUCGGUCUACACAAGGACUUUCAUGGCCGACAUGCCACUCCAUUCAAGCAGGAAGUACGUCGGAGAGUCUGGUGGUCCCUAUGUGUGUUGGAUGUUGGUGCAACAGUGACCUAUGGACGACCCCUCAAUUGGCCUCAAGUUGGCGUUGAAACAGCUUUUCCCCGUAACAUCCACGAAAAGGACCUCGAACCUAUGUCGCCUUCGUUCCCCCCCGAAUUGCACGAAGUUACAGUAUACACCUACCUCCGCACACAAUCAUUAUAUCACCUCCGCACUAUGCGAAUUUACAACCGUCUUAUCUCCAGCCCUCUGCCUUCAGCAGCCGAAGUGAUCUCGCUUGACGACGAGCAUAUCGAAGGUUGGCGAAAGAGUCUCCCUCCAUACUGGAACGACCGAGACCUGCCCCUCGAGUAUCUCCUCGGCCAUUAUAUCAGUCGAUUGCGUUUCCGACUUCUUCGAAUUAUCAUGUAUCGACCCUUCUUGAUCCGGUGGGCACAGAAUGGCUUCAGCUCAAUCAGAACCGAAGACUCGGCCACCGAAAGAAUCGCCAUUACCCGUUGUUUUGCAGCUGCAACAGAAUCCAUCUCCUGCGUUUACUAUUUCUGGUCAACAGGCAGGCACACAAGAUUGGCUGCUUGGUAUACACUAUACUUCCUCCUACAAGCCGCACUCAUCCCGAUCCACUGUCUCCGCCGCAACCCAUCACACCCCGAAGCACCCUCGUGGCGCGAACAGGUCGUUACAUCCUUGAAUAUUAUCGACGCCAUGACAGCUCUCAACCCGAGUGCCACCAAAUGUCGAGACAUCAUCCAACGGCUUUGCGGCGAAAGUCUCCAUUUGCACCAAUCGUAUGGACAGGGCCGAGAUCAACCACAACCAGUACCUGUGAUAUCGCUCAACUAUCCUACCGAAGAAGAUUUUGCAAAUGCGAAUGAUUUUGACUUCUCCGCUCUCGAAUACUCGCACGCUGGCAUCAACCCAUGGGACAUUGAGGUUGACGCCGCGGUCGAUGGGUACAAUAACUACGUCCAAAGUCUGAGCAAUAACGUGGCGAUGGCAGGGACAGGUACCGCAUCAGUGAAUCAGAAUGCAGGAACAGCUAGCACCACAAUGUAUAAUACCGACGACAAGGAAACUGGCACAGGCGUGCCUGACUGGGAAUGGGGUCUUUCUCAUGGGACAUGAAUGAAGAAGUUAUGACUGUAUUGGCGAACACACUGAGAUAUCACUUUAAAUUUUUGCGACAAAUCUAAGUAUUCAUUGGAAAGGUCUACUUUUGAAUCUUACGGUCUAAUCCCUUGAAUACAUUGUCCGCACCCCACAAGCCAGUCAUCACGUCCAAACGACGAUCUUGACGAGCCCUCGUUCAAAAGAGCCCAU
Exophiala viscosa is the source of this 2608-nucleotide messenger RNA. Its product is annotated as transcriptional regulatory protein GAL4. Gene Ontology annotation, molecular function: RNA polymerase II cis-regulatory region sequence-specific DNA binding; DNA-binding transcription factor activity, RNA polymerase II-specific; zinc ion binding. The record is from RefSeq and is a predicted model, not a curated record. Gene Ontology annotation, biological process: positive regulation of transcription from RNA polymerase II promoter by galactose; DNA-templated transcription. The transcript is spliced from 3 exons. Gene Ontology annotation, cellular component: nucleus. The coding region runs from base 125 to 2413 and encodes 762 amino acids. Lineage: Eukaryota; Fungi; Ascomycota; Eurotiomycetes; Chaetothyriales; Herpotrichiellaceae.